GAUUUCAUCCAUUGUAUUGUAUAAAAUGGCGUUGUGUUAAGUUAAAUAUUAGUUUAUAGUAAUAGCAAAAGUAUUUUAAUUAUAAUUACGAUGUCAAAGGAUGAGAUGUUUUCUGUUGUAUUAGAAAGCAUAUCCGAUUUGAGAACAUUACUAACCAAUGCGUGCGAUCUAGAGGUUCUUUUAGUAAAUACAGACAGGGACAAGGAUACAUUAAUAGAAAAAUCGAAGAAAUUCGUAGACGAUCAAUGUGUUAUAGCAGAAAAACUAAAAAAAACAUUCUACAAUGAAUACGAUAAACUAGUCGAACCUCGAAUCAAGGAAGAAGUUAUACCUAAUGAAUCUAGCAAAUGUAAUGAUAACGAUGACAUCCCCGAAGAUAUUAACAAGGCAGCCGAUUCAACGGAUCCAUCUGCUAGCGAAACCGCCGAUGCGAAACCAUCGGGCAAGUCCAUUAUAAGAGUUGUCGAUUUAAACAAGCUGCUGGAUCCCAAGCGAAAGAAAUCCGUCAAAUUCGAUAGUUCAAUUAUAAUUCUAACCAGUUCCGAGGACGACGAACCCAAAUCCGCGCCCUCGAAAUCCAAAGAAAACGGCUUAAAAUCCGCCAUCAAAAAAACCGCUUUAGACGAGGACAAAGAGGACGACGCCGAAUCGCCGAAUCGAUCCCGCAAAUCCAGCCGGCUGCGAUCGAACCAAACCAAACGGGAGCUCCGAAAAGAAGGACUCAAGAAGAUAUUCAAGCGAUCGUCCGACAGAAACUUCGAAAUCGUCACCAGAAAGAGCAAGCGAAGCUGCCCCCCGUCCAGCAAGUCCUCCGAUUCGAGCGACUCGAGCGACUCGGACGGCCGAACCGACCGCUCGUCCGACAAAUUCCACAUCGACGAGCACAAAAUCGACAAAGAAUUGCAAAUAACCCUGCCCAAAAUCCCCGUGGACCAGCUGAAGGACGUCUACGAAACCGACAGGAACGUCUUCGAGCCGCAAAGCGGCACCCAAACGAAACGAACGUCGGGCUACGAGAGCGACACCGAGAGCAAUCGAACCAAGAAAACCAAAACCUUCGAACGGAGAACCAACGACGAGCCAGCCGAUCGAUCGGGGGAUCUGUUCGAAGACGAUGAAAAUGCAGCCGAUGAAAAUCUAGCCGAUGAAUCCGGUAUAAAUAUCAAGGACAAUGAACCGAUUCCCAGUGAAACUCGAAUCGAAGAUGCCGAUAAAGCUGCGAACUCACAAACCAGUUGCAUAGACUCUACGAGUACGUAUAUCACAGCGCAAAGUGAUAAUGUUAGUGCGAACGAGGAAGAAACGCCUCGCGAAGACGAUUCCUCGAUUAGGCAAAGCGAGAAAGUCGAAGAAAAAGCAGAAGAUGAAGUAAUUAAAAGUAACGAAUGUGAUGAAGGUAGUGAUUCUGAUAGUGUAAGCAAAAAUGAACUUAGUAAAUCCACAAAGAAAUCGAACGUGCUGAGCGAUUCCGAUGAGGGCGAGCGGGCGGCUCGAUUGUCGGAUAGCGAAGACGAACAAGUAAAGAAGAAAUCGAAAAAGAAAAGGGUGAAAAAGAACAAAAAAACCGUCAUAAGCGAUUCGGACGAUGAGGAUAACGAUAAAAGCGAGAAAAACAAGGAGGCAUCCGACGUGGAAAACGACGAAUCGCGGAAGAGCUCCGAAGAAUCCGCCAAGCAAAGCGAAGAGGACGAAGAAGAAACGGCCAAAAAGAAAAAGUCGCGAAAGAGCAGGAUAAAGAAGCGGAAAAACAGCAGCAGCGAAAGCGAGGAAGUCGAGACCAGGAAACACAUAAGAAAAGUUUUGGACAAGAACAAGCUCUCGGAAUCGACGUUGAAAGCCGAGGAAGCCGAGAAGGAGCGCAAGGCUCGCAUAGCGAAAAAACAACAAAAAUACAACAAGGUCUACGAGGAGACGAAAGACGCCAGCGUCGACGAGGUCGUCUUGGACUACGAGGAGAAAACCAAAGAGCCCCGAUUGGCCGUGCACAAGGACAUCGUGAAGCACCUGAAGCCCCACCAGGCCUCCGGCAUCCAAUUCAUGUACGACGCCUGCUUCGAAUCGGUCGAACGAACGCUCAAAUCGCCCGGCUCCGGAUGCAUACUGGCGCACAGCAUGGGCUUGGGCAAGACGUUACAAAUCGUGGCGCUGACGGAGACGCUGAUGCGCCACGCCCGGCUGACCAAAGUCGAACGGGUGAUGGUCGUGUCGCCGGUGAACACGGUGCUCAAUUGGAAGGCCGAGUACAGGAAAUGGCUGCCGAAGAAGGCCCAAGUGGAGGUGUUCGAAUUGGCCACGUCGAAGAAGAACUACGAGCGCCAGCACGUGGUCAAAGAGUGGAUCGACGAGGGCGGCGUGCUGAUCAUCGGCUACGUCAUGUUCAGGAAUCUCAGCAAUCCGACCAACAAGAAGAUACCGAAGAAAAUGCGGGCCGUCUUCCACGAGGGUUUGGUCGAUCCGGGGCCGGAUUUGGUGGUGUGCGACGAAGGGCACCUGUUGAAAAACGAGAAAACCAACCUGAGCAUCGCCAUGAACAGGAUAAAAACCGCCCGCAGGAUCGUACUGACCGGUACGCCGCUGCAGAACAACCUGCGAGAGUACUGGUGCAUGGUGCAAUUCAUCAAACCCAAUCUGCUCGGCACCUACAAGGAGUAUUUGAAUCGGUUCGUGAAUCCCAUCAUAAACGGCCAGUACACCGAUUCGACGCAACACGACACCGUACUCAUGAGGAAACGUUCGCACGUCCUCCACAAGCUACUCGACGGCGUCGUCCAGCGUCGCGACUACUCGGUGCUCGAACCCUACCUGCCGCCCAAGCACGAGUACGUCCUGUUCGUCCGCCUCUCCGACGCCCAGGUCAAGCUCUACAAGCACUACAUGGAGCACUACGCGCGCAAAACCGACGGCACCAAUCGCACCUCCUUCCUCUUCGUCGACUUCCAAACGCUACAGCGCAUCUGCACGCAUCCGCGCGUCCUCGCCGACAAGACCAAAGAGAACAAGGCCAAGUGGGACGACGAGGAGGACUCGGAGGGCUCGCUGAAGGACUUCAUCGACGACGGCGACGACACCAGCGGCGCCUCGUCGACGUCGAACAGCUCGGACGAGGCCAGCGCCGGUAGUUCAGACGGCGGUAAAAGAGGCAAGCGAGGCAAGGCGAGGGUCACCAGGGCGGCGGCGGCGCAACGAAAAGAAAACGGCGGCGAAGAGGCGGAGAGCGACGACGCCGAGAUGCAGGCCGACGAGGUGAAGAAGGAAUGGUGGCAGGAGUACUGCGACGGCGACGAAUUGGACAACGUCAAUCACAGCGGUAAAUUGUCGUUGUUCUUCGAGAUAUUGAAGGAGUGCGAAGAGAUCGGCGAUAAGGUGUUGGUGUUUUCGCAAUCGUUGUACACGUUGAAUUGCAUCGAGUAUUUCCUGAAUAAAAUCGACGAGGCCACCGCCAACGGGGAUACCGAUAAAGUGGGCGGUUAUAAAGGUAAUUGGGUGUACGGAAUCGAUUACCUGCGGCUGGACGGCUCGUCGAGCUGCGACAACCGCGCCAUCUGGUGCGACAACUUCAACAAUCCCGACAACGAGCGGACGCGGCUGUUUUUGAUAUCGACGCGCGCCGGCGGCCUCGGCAUCAAUCUGUUCGCAGCGAAUCGAGUGAUCAUCUUCGACGUGUCGUGGAACCCGUCGCACGACAUCCAGAGCAUCUACCGGGUGUACCGGUUCGGCCAGACGAAGCCGUGCUACAUCUAUCGGUUCGUCACGUACGGCGCCAUGGAGAUGAAGAUCUACGAGCGACAGGUCACCAAGCAGGCGAUAUCGAAGCGGGUGAUCGACGAGCAACAGAUCGACAGGCAUUACAACCAGAACGAUUUGCAGGAGUUGUACAAGUGCGAUUUGGAACCGUCGGAUCGGCCUACGCCGCUCGUACCGAAAGACGUCAUGUUGGGCGAGAUGCUGCAAAAGUACGCCAACGUCCUCUACAAGUACCACAUACACCAAUCGCUGUUGGAGAACAAAACCGACGAGGGCCUGAACGAGGAGGAGCGCAAAGCCGCCUGGGAGGAGUUCGAGAACGAAAAGGAGCUGCGCAAGACGUACACGAACUACGCCAACGUUUCGUACCUGACGAAUCCGGCCAUCAGCAGUCCGCAGGCGAUCAACGCCGCCCUGACGAACAUCGUGCGUCGCGACAAUCCGACGUGGUCGGAGACGCAGAUCAAGGGCAUCAUACCGGCGUUGGUGCGACAGUUGCAGAUUCAAAUCGAAGAGAAGGACAUGUCGAUGUACCAACGCGUCGUGCAAGAAAUCCAAAUAAUGAACCGCGCUAAAUUGAAGGAAACCAUGUACCAACAGCAAAUGAUGAAUUUCUACCAGCAACAGAUGCUCAAGCAGAAGCAACAGAACACCGUGCUGGGCGAUCUGAUGGUCAACUACCAGCAAUUGCAAAACAUGUUCGGCGCGAACGCGCCCAUUCCCGGCGCCGCGACGGCGUCGAUGGGCCAACAGGGCAACGCCAAUCGCGCCGGCGUCGCGAUGCCGAACUACUUCAAAGGGCCCAGCACGUCUGCGCAGAAUCUCCAGCCCUCGAACGAUGUCAUUGAAUUGAACGACUGACGUUAGGAACGCCAUUUUGUUUUCCGUUUCCGCUCGAUCCAACCCCCCUCCCCCCACCCCUACACACUCGCCCCCCCGCCGCGGUCUGAACGUAACUCCUUUUAUUGUUUGUUUUUUUCGUUGUAUCAUCUAGUUGGUAGAUUUAUUUUGUAAGUAAAAAUAUGAUAUCCUAAGUGUGCGUAUUUUUUUGUAAUCGCUCGCCUUGAAUUCUCGCUCCUUUUCUAGUACAAGUCUACGCUCGUAGAGAUAGUAAAGGAGGGAGAGUUAGGGGUGAGCGAUAGGUGCACCGACCAUUGUAAAGGGUGUUUCAAUAAGAGCGAUUUAAGAUUCAAUAAAGCAAUGUUAUCUGUAGCAAAAUAUGGAAAUAUUUAUAAAUUUAUCAUGUGUACAUUUAGGAAUUAUAUAUGAAACAAAAUAUCUUGUAAAUGGCCGCCACGGCUUUGCUGGCACAAGCGUACUCUUUUGAUAAAAUAUUCAAUAGCAUUAUUGUAUACAUUGUGGAGGUAUUUUAUUGAUAGAGCGUCUAAUUUCGG
Messenger RNA from Phyllotreta striolata, 5138 nucleotides. NCBI's taxonomy places the organism in Eukaryota, Metazoa, Arthropoda, Insecta, Coleoptera, Chrysomelidae. The record is from the annotation of a GenBank genome assembly.